Candoia aspera is the source of this 1450-nucleotide messenger RNA. It is a transcript of the gene CD2BP2, whose product is annotated as CD2 cytoplasmic tail binding protein 2. The record is from RefSeq and is a predicted model, not a curated record. Bases 142 to 1254 code for a protein of 370 amino acids. The transcript has 7 exons. Gene Ontology annotation, cellular component: U5 snRNP. Gene Ontology annotation, molecular function: protein binding. NCBI's taxonomy places the organism in Eukaryota, Metazoa, Chordata, Lepidosauria, Squamata, Candoiidae.
UUCCGGUGCGCCGAGUGGGGAAAAUGUGUCUACUUAUUCGCGUCAUAUCCGGCUCGAAUGGCAGCAGGAGUCUAAUGUUGAUUUCUGCGCAGUGCUAUUGGGAGGCUUCGGGUGCUGUUGCUGCAGCCGCUGAGGGUCAUCAUGUCAAAACGGAAAGUCACAUUUGAAGACCAAGGUGAUGAAGAUGAAGAGGAAAUGAGCCUUCCAAAGAAGAAGCUGGUGGAACCUGCUAUUGGAGGGCCAGGCAGCCGCUUUAAAGGCAAGCACUCGUUGGACAGCGAUGAGGAAGAAGAUGAGGAAGAUGAAGGGCAGGGUAGUAAAUACGACAUCCUUGCAUCAGAUGAUGUGGAGGGGCAGGAAUCUGCCACUAUUGAUUAUGAAGAUGGUAUCCGGAUCACCCCAUUUAAUUUGCAAGAGGAGAUGGAAGAAGGUCAUUUUGAUUCAGAAGGCAACUAUUUCUUGAAAAAAGAGGCAGUGAUUCGGGACAAUUGGUUGGACAAUAUAGACUGGGUCAAGAUAAAGGAACAGCCUCCUGGACAGAAGAAGUCACUCGGUUCUGCAGAUGACAAGGAAGAAGAUGAAGAUGAUGAUCUUGAGGUUGGCCGGACACCUUUGGAUAAGAAGGAGCUGCUGGAAAGGAUGGCAGACUUAAUGUUACCUGGGGAGACAGUUGCGAGAGCCAUUCAAAGGCUGGGAGACAAGGGUGGCCCCAGAAGCAGCGGUCGUCAGCGGAGGGCCUGGAGCCGCCUCAAAGCAGGCGAAGUUGAACCGGCUGAGGAAGACGAUCCCCAGAAGCCUGGGUCACCUGAGCGGAAAGAGCAGCUGGAACAGCUGUCCGGGCUGGCUGACCAAAUGGUGGCACGAGGAGUCUAUGAGAUCUACCAGGAGACCCGGGAGAAGCUGGCCCUGAGGCUUAGGGCGCUGCAGCAGCCUCCUGCAGCCACUUCCACUGUUGAACCAGAACUUGAUAUGUUUGCCGAGGAAAUCGAUGAAGCAAAGCUAGGGGAGAAGACAUCGGCAGCAGGAAGUCAGGCGCAUGAGGAGAGUGAUGACAACACGCCCUCUGAGGUGAUGUGGGAAUAUAAAUGGGAGAACACAAAUACAUCUGAACUUUACGGACCGUUCAGCAGCUCUCAGAUGCAGGACUGGGUAUCCCAAGGCUAUUUCCCUGAUGGGGUUUACUGCCGGAAGGCGGAUAAUUCCGAGGGCCAGUUCUACAAUUCCAAGCGCAUUGAUUUUGACCUCUACACAUGAUUGGAACCCACCUCCUGCCCUGCCAAGCACGAGGGAGAGAGUUCAACCCAACGGCAGACUGAAAGAACUUGCCAGACUUUGGGGGUGGGGGCAAGGGGACGGUGUGUGCAUUUGCAGAGGGGAAGACGGGUUUGAUUCACCAUUUACUUCUGAGGAUGUUUUGGGUUUUGUGAAAAAUAAAAUAACCUUAAAUUGG